Tachysurus fulvidraco (yellow catfish) is the source of this 1615-nucleotide messenger RNA. RefSeq names its product olfactory receptor 52B2-like. The record is from RefSeq and is a predicted model, not a curated record. Lineage: Eukaryota; Metazoa; Chordata; Actinopteri; Siluriformes; Bagridae. Gene Ontology annotation, cellular component: membrane. Gene Ontology annotation, biological process: G protein-coupled receptor signaling pathway. The coding region runs from base 77 to 1015 and encodes 312 amino acids. The transcript has a single exon. Gene Ontology annotation, molecular function: G protein-coupled receptor activity; olfactory receptor activity.
UGCAAUUUUUUUUUUAUUUUUUUUUUUUAGUAUUUUUAGGUAAUUUCUUUUUUGCCACACAACAAAGACAACGAUAAUGGAGUCUAAUUUGUCCAUAUAUACAACACUUCUUACUUUGGAAUCACUGGACAUUUCACCAGCUUAUAAUUUACCACUGUUCAUGUUGGGAACCCUUACAUAUUGUGCCAUUUUAUUUUUUAACAUUACCUUACUUCUAAUAAUUGCUUUGAACCAUAAUCUUCAUAAACCUAUGUACAUACUGUUAUUUAACAUGCCAAUCAAUGACAUUGUAGGUGCCACUGCUUUCUUUCCUCAGCUGAUCUCAAGUAUACUGUCACAGAAUAGAUCAAUUACGUAUUCUGCAUGUUAUGUGCAAGCCUUCAUGACACACUUGUAUGGGUCUGGAACACUUCUUAUCCUGACCGCUAUGGCUUAUGACAGAUAUAUUGCCAUUUGUCAACCAUUGAAAUAUAACAGCAUGAUGUCCCCAAAUACCUUGUUCAAGAUAAUCCUUACAUUAUGGAUCCUAGAUUUUGCAUUGGUUGGUUUUCUACUUGGUCUGAGCUACCGACAAGAGAUUUGUAACACACGAAUAGUAGACAGUUUCUGUAAUAAUCCAAGUUUGAUGAAGCUUAUAUGUGGGGAUGUAAGAUUAAAUAACUACUAUGGACUGUUUCUUACAAUUUUUCUCCAAGGAGUAUCAGUGCUUGUAGUUUUGUUCACAUACAUCCAAAUCCUAUUCACCUGUAUCUCUAAAAAACAAUCUGAUGCUAAAAAGAAAGCACUUCAGACAUGUGGUACACACCUAGCUGUUUUCUUAUGUGUAGAAUUCAAUGCAUUAUUUACCUUAAUUUCACACAGAUUUGAGAAUGUAUCCCAGUACUUAAGGAGGGGCUUUGGUGUGUCUGUGAUGAUAUUUCCUCCUUUUUUGAAUCCUCUAAUAUAUGGAUUGAAAACAAAAGAAAUUCGAAACAGUGCUUCACUUUUCAUACGUAAAAAGAUAUCUCAGUCAUAAAACAACAAAAACACAUUUUUAGUGUGAGGUUUAAUGUUUAUUCAUUCCAUGUACUGCAAUUCAAUAUGUAAUGCAACAUUUCUCUAUUAAAAUAUUUGUAAUGUAAUGCUUUAGGAUUAAAAAAAGAAAAAAAAAAAGGUAAAACAAAACAAGGUUAGCCUUUGUCUAGUUAUACUGAAAGUGAAUAAUCAUAUUUUAAAUAUUUUGUUUUUAUACAUUUUUUUGAAUCUUUUUAUAUAAAUUGAUCAAGAUCAACCAAACAUAAGAUUGCUUAGCAAAAAUUAUUGUACUAUGGCAUGAAGCUAAAGAAUCUCUUCCGCAAUGUAAAAGUGUAUUUUAACUUAUUUUCUUUUUGUCUUGUUCCUUAUAGUAGCAUUGGGUCUGUUUCUUAUUGUAUUAUUAAUACAAUAUUCUCCUUAAUGAUCUAUGUUAUUGUAUGAUGAUUGACCUCUCCAUGUUUUAUUUUUUUUUUAUUUUCUCGCCAUUCUCUACAACUAUCUAGUGCAUGCCAAGCUCAAGGGCCCAAUAGUGCGAGCUUGUUCUUGCAUUUUCUUUUUUUUACAUAAACAAUACAAUUUGUACUUGUGUGCAAAAUCUCAA